Messenger RNA from Schistocerca piceifrons (Central American locust), 384 nucleotides. RefSeq lists its product as uncharacterized. NCBI's taxonomy places the organism in Eukaryota, Metazoa, Arthropoda, Insecta, Orthoptera, Acrididae. Bases 1 to 384 code for a protein of 127 amino acids. The transcript has a single exon. The record is from RefSeq and is a predicted model, not a curated record.
AUGAAACCAUCUGCCUCAAGAGCGGUUCAUUCCUCUUUGUUUGCAUUUAGAGGUGACAUUAGAAUGGUGAGUUAUGUUCCCAAAAAGAAAAAGUCUGUAGUUCUCAUUAGCACAAUGAAUCACGACAGAAACAUUGAUGAAACUCAUGCAAAAAAGAAACCAGAUAUAAUAAAGUUCUAUAACGCUACGAAGGGUGGAGUAGAUCAAAUGGACCAGAAAAGUCGUUAUUACACUUGCAAGAGACAAACAAUAAGAUGGCCAUUUGCAUUAUGGAUGAAUAUGAUGGACGUCGCAGCAAUGAACAGUGAAAUUUUAUUUUCCGCCCAACAUCUGACAUACCAUAGUGGAAGAAGUGAUAAAAGGCGUUGGUCCUACGAGAUUUAG